Dentiscutata erythropus is the source of this 472-nucleotide messenger RNA. Lineage: Eukaryota; Fungi; Glomeromycota; Glomeromycetes; Diversisporales; Gigasporaceae. The record is from the annotation of a GenBank genome assembly.
UUGGUGUCACUCAAAAUACUUCUGAAGAAUUAAAGAACAACGAAGAUAUAAUAGUUAAAACUUCAGUUAAUGACUAUACAACUCAAGAACAUAACUUCAUAGUCAAUCAAAGUAUCUGCGAAGAACCUGAAAAAAAUCUUGAAGACUUAACCUCAAAAAACAAGACAAAUUCAGAUACAACAGACUCCCAACUCUCAGAUUUAUUACAAAAAAAUUCUCAAAAAGCAAACCGUGUAAAAACUGAAAAUGAAUCACAAAAAGAUCAAGAAAAAGCUGAAGCUUCUAUUAAAGAAGCAACAAAUGAAUCGAAAACAAAUAAUAACAAAUGCAGCAAAAAUAAAAACUACAUUAAACCAAAAGAACACAGCCACGAUAAGAAAAACAAUAAUAAGGAACAAAACACGUGUAAUAUUAGACAAACACGUAGUUCUAAAAUCAUAAAUAACAUAAGCGAUAAUGAAAAUAACGAAAA